Lindgomyces ingoldianus is the source of this 756-nucleotide messenger RNA. RefSeq names its product ribosomal protein S12/S23. Gene Ontology annotation, molecular function: structural constituent of ribosome. The record is from RefSeq and is a predicted model, not a curated record. Gene Ontology annotation, biological process: translation. The transcript has 3 exons. NCBI's taxonomy places the organism in Eukaryota, Fungi, Ascomycota, Dothideomycetes, Pleosporales, Lindgomycetaceae. Bases 65 to 502 code for a protein of 145 amino acids. Gene Ontology annotation, cellular component: cytosolic small ribosomal subunit; ribosome.
CUUCAUCGAACCUUCGAACCCAACCCACCCCAAUUACCCAGCGAUCCCCCAAUAAGUCGCAAUCAUGGGUAAAGGAAAGCCGAGAGGUCUCAACGCUGCCCGCAAGCUACGUAACCAUCGCCGCGAAGGCCGCUGGGCCGAUCUGCACUACAAGAAGCGUCUGCUCGGAACCGCCUACAAGUCGUCUCCCUUUGGUGGCUCUUCGCACGCUAAGGGCAUCGUUCUCGAGAAGGUUGGCGUUGAGGCUAAGCAGCCCAACUCUGCUAUCCGGAAGUGUGUCAGGGUUCAGUUGAUCAAGAACGGAAAGAAGGUCACUGCUUUCGUCCCCAACGACGGUUGUCUCAACUUCGUAGACGAGAACGACGAAGUGCUCCUCGCCGGAUUCGGUCGUAAAGGCAAAGCCAAGGGUGAUAUUCCCGGUGUGCGUUUCAAGGUUGUCAAGGUUUCUGGUGUCGGUCUCUCUGCGUUGUGGAAGGAGAAGAAGGAAAAGCCUAGGUCAUAAGCUUCUAGCGAAAAAUAUUCAGCGUACGUGCGUGGGUGCGAAGCGAAGCAUCGUGCAUUGAGGACGAUGGAAUGGGCUGGGGAUGGUCGGCUGACACAUGGGAUGGCAUACGGAGUCUUCACUGGGGACAUUUCUGUAUUUCGAGAGGCAUGAAUAUCUCAUGAUCAGCUUGAUGGAGGUUAGAUAGAAAACCUGACCUGUGCGAGCACAAAUUCCGUCAUAGUGUUAGGGAUAUUGGUCCUUGUUUGUUUCUC